AUGGCUGAUAUCAGCACGCCCGUGGCCACCACAGCCUGUCCUCUCCAAAAGGUCCCUCUCGAGGUCCUCCUGCGGAUAACUUACUUCCUCACCACUCCCGAACUCGGCAAUCUACGCCUGACAUGCCGUUCAAUCGAGCAGGCUUUGUUCAUUACCUUUAACAAUGAAUUCUUCACCCGGAAACAGUUUAUGAUCUCGGAAACAAGCCUCCAGGCCUUGAUUGACAUAUCAAAGAACGCUCGUGUCGGCAGCAAUCUUCGGAAGGUGCAUUUUGGACUUGAUCGCUUCGCCCAUGCCCUUCAAGUCAAUGGCAACAACGCGCGAGCCAUCCGGCAGAUUCAGCUGUACGACGGUCAGUUCUCCCUCUUGAGCACAGGCUAUCAUCGGGACAUGCUUGCAGAAGCUUUCAGAAACCUCAGCAACCUUGAAGACGUAGUCAUCCGUGACUUCAACUCCAACAGACGCUCUCGUGAUGGCCCUGGAAAGCAAUGGACAAGCUAUGGAUCAACUACAGCGUUCAGAGAGACUGGGAAUCGCCCUGGCCAGGGCAAUGGCUUGGCUUGGGGCCCUGACCCAUCGACAGCUUAUGGAAGCUCGAUUUUUAUUUCUGUCCUUUUCGCACUGGGACAAGCCAACGCAAGACCAAAGGGAAUCGAGUACAUGUCGAGAUGUAAGAAUCAUUUGCGGGACUAUGCCUUCAACAUCCCCUCCUAUAUGGAGCCCUCAGUGACCCCAGUCCUGGAGAAUCUCGAAAAGUUGCACAUCGAUAUCGAUCUGCUCGAAGGGAGCAACUUUUCCAGCCAUGAUACUGAUGGUAACCCUCCUAGUGCGGACAUGAUGCUGCGCGUAUUUCUGCUGAAGCUGAAGAACAUCAAGCAUCUACGUAUCAACGAGACUCACAGCAGCGUCACCGGGCCCGGCAUGCUUCUCAAAUGGCUUGGAAGCGAGAAUACAUCCCCUUCCCCAGCAUCUGGACCUUCACCGGAAUAUCCCCAGCUUGAAGAGCUGAAUUUUGGCAUGAUGAACGUGGAAGCACAGCAUCUACUGGCCGUUGCCCGAAAGUUCACAACGCUCAAACGACUAGAGCUGCACAAGGUCACCCUCCGUCGUCGCUUGCCAGAAGGUCAUACAGGCGCCCCCCCAAGGGUUCAUAUGUGGAACAAAUUCCUUGAAAAGCUCAAGGAGAUUCCCAAUCUUGAACUUCGUCACAUCAGAGUGAGCCUACCGCAACAACAGUGGAUUUCACUCCAGUCACGUUGUUACGUCUCUAUUGAGGGCACAACAGACAAUGCCAGCCAAUACACAGGCCCCGACUGGAAGCACUUUGUCGAGCACGAAAUGAUUCCCAAACUUAAUGUGAAGUGGCCGCGACAAGAGAGUGGCGAAAGUGACGACGAAGACGACGACGAGAGUGACGGUAUUUGGGACCAAUAUGCGCUUGAUCUGUAA
Fusarium graminearum PH-1 is the source of this 1449-nucleotide messenger RNA. RefSeq lists its product as uncharacterized. The transcript has a single exon. The coding region runs from base 1 to 1449 and encodes 482 amino acids. Lineage: Eukaryota; Fungi; Ascomycota; Sordariomycetes; Hypocreales; Nectriaceae. The record is from RefSeq and is a predicted model, not a curated record. Gene Ontology annotation, molecular function: protein binding.